This is a messenger RNA of Argiope bruennichi, 835 nucleotides long. RefSeq names its product 39S ribosomal protein L35, mitochondrial-like (gene mRpL35). Gene Ontology annotation, biological process: translation. Bases 168 to 761 code for a protein of 197 amino acids. The transcript is spliced from 4 exons. Gene Ontology annotation, cellular component: ribosome; mitochondrion. The record is from RefSeq and is a predicted model, not a curated record. Gene Ontology annotation, molecular function: structural constituent of ribosome. Lineage: Eukaryota; Metazoa; Arthropoda; Arachnida; Araneae; Araneidae.
UUGUAAACAAAACAUUCUUCAACUUUAAAUACUUAAAUAAAAAAUGUUGAAAAGCUUAGGAACAAUUUCAUCAAAACUCAUUAAAAUGACACCUGUAAAGCUAUGAAAGGUGGCCUGUGCCUAAACAAUAUAUAUAUAAUCUGAUCUCCUUCCCAUGAAUCUGACUCAUGAUAAUCAGAUUUAGUCUACCUUUGUUGCCUAGAACGCAGCUCCUAACAUAUUCACGUUUGUUCGAGAAUUGUUAUCACAAAUCAGGCUUAUCAAAAUAUGAUUGGAUACCUCCUGUUUCUGGUAUUCUUUCUAAAUCAAGUAAUUUUUCAACAUGGAAACUGAUUACUCCUGUUGUAUCUCAACUGCAUAUUAAUAUGCAACCUUCUUGCUCUACUCAGAAUUCAUCAGCUAGAUCUCUUUUAGCUGUCAACAAUCUAAAUGCAAAUCCAACAAGAAAUGUUACAAACUAUUCUUUAAAAACUGGCAAGAAGAAAUCUGUUAAUGCUGUCCUAGCCAGGUUUUUUCGCUUGCACAAUGGCCUUUGGAUUCGUCGCAGAGCUGGAUGUCACAAGCGACUCCACAAAAGGAACCAUAGAGACAAAUAUAAUUUAACACAGCAUGUAGUUUGUACUAAAACUCAAUGCCUGAUGUUGGAUCGGAUGAUAACAAACUAUUGGAAGAAACCUAAAUAUUUCUUAGAUGAUCCCUUUGAACCUUACCAUAAAAGAAAUAAUUUCGAUUAUGUUUAUCCUUAUAGACCACUGAAAUAAUGUUUUGGAACAUUUUCUCUGUAAUGUAUUCUUAUUUUGAAAAAUAAAAUUUAUUGUAGAUAUAAUCAUCUCAA